AAAACCUAUAAAUACUCCUAAUCUUAAACAUUUUUUCAUAUCUCUUCUCCAAUUCUUCCUAAAUCUUAUUCUUAACUCUCUACUCUCUAAUUCUCUUAUUCUCCAAUAUAUUAUAUAUCUACUCUCUAAUUCUCUUCUCCAAGAAGUUAAGAUGGAAAAUCAAAAUGCCAUUAUACGGUAUAAUUUUGAUAAGCAGAAGGACCCGAAGACCGGGAUGUGGUACGCAAUUUGCAAAUGGUGCGAAAAAAAAAUGUAUCAUGGGGGCUUCAGGCGGAUUCGGGAUGACAAUCAAGCAUAUGAAGUCAUGUGACAAAGCCAAAGGAUCGGGAGGUGCAGGAAGUUCCGAUUGAUUACAAUUUUCAAAAUGUUUAUUUCUUAAAGUUUGUUUUAAUUUUCAAAUGUAGUUCCUAUUUCAUUUCAAAUAAAUGCAAUUGAAGUUUGUUUUUAAUACUCGUAUAAAACUAUAAACUAUAAAAUAUAAAUUAUAUAUAAAAAAAAUUAACCGCCCCGGCCCGAACCGGACUCGACCCGUGACCCGGGCGGGUGGCCCGGCCCGAACCGGACCCGUCCAACCCUCGGGCCGGUCCCGGGCCCACUUUUCUUGAACCGGCGGCCCGACCGGGCCUAGGCCCGGCCCGGGCCCGACCCGGCCCGAAUCCAUCCCUACUUCAUAUGCUUGAUUGCCAUCCCGAAUCCGCCUGAAGCCCCCAUGAUACAUUUUUUUUUCGCACCAUUUGCAAAUUGCGUACCACAUCCCGGUCUUCGGGUCCUUCUGCUUAUCAAAAUUAUACCGUAUAAUGGCAUUUUGAUUUUCCAUCUUAACUUCUUGGAGAAGAGAAUUAGAGAGUAGAUAUAUAAUAUAUUGGAGAAUAAGAGAAUUAGAGAGUAGAGAGUUAAGAAUAAGAUUUAGGAAGAAUUGGAGAAGAGAUAUGAAAAAAUGUUUAAGAUUAG
This is a messenger RNA of Cuscuta europaea, 951 nucleotides long. Lineage: Eukaryota; Viridiplantae; Streptophyta; Magnoliopsida; Solanales; Convolvulaceae. The record is from the annotation of a GenBank genome assembly.